CGUGUUGUAUGUAUUGUUUACAAAUUGAAUUGCAACAACUCUAACCUCACUUUUUCGUCCUCGCGACUUUCCACGUUUUAUACUUGGAAUUAUGCUAUCUGGGCUGCUACUUUUGAUUCUUAACACAGGCUUUGAACAAACUUUCUUCCUUUUCCCAUCUAAGCACUCCUUCUUCUGCAAAUUCCCGUGCAAAUUCCCGUGCAAUCUCGAUCCCCGCUUCCUCCCAUCCAUGCCAUCCUCCCUCCUCAUCUUCCUCUUCUGCAGCCUCCCGAAUUUCCUCCAUUCCCACUCGCCAUUCUGCCCCUAUGACAAGACAGUAUGAUAGAGCACUUUCUGGUUCUGAAACAGAACGCGAAAGUCAGCUUUCGCAUUCCAACUCUCGCUCGUAUGGCUCUUCAUCUCCAGAACGUUCAUCAACGCCUCCUCCGCGCACUAGCACAAGAGAGCGCCGCACAUCUGCUCCCGCUUCACCGGUUAGAUCUCGACAAUCUUCUCCUGCCCCCUCGCAUACUCCUCGGAAACGAGUAUCUAUCGCCAGUGCACUAUCUGUGCCCAGAGAUGACGCAUCUUACGACGUGACGAGCGCUGCGCUAGCUGCCGUGGCAUCUUCACGACGGAGUCCAACAGGUACAGGUAGCGCUAACCGACACGGUGAUAGAGUCCGUACUUUGGAUGGCAGGACUUCCCUUGAGCCUAUGACACCACAUCACAGCUCGCAUCAGGAUGGCAAUGCCAACACCUCUAACAGGACCUCUUCAUACGCAAAUCCCAAUCCUCAAUACUCGCCGCGCGGCUCUCGUGUCAACCGUUCAUCAACCGUUCGCGAGCUGACACGCCGUCACCAAACGCGUUGGCUAUCGGACGAUGUCUCUGGCCUUCCAGAUUCUGGUCGCAAACAAACACAACGCGGUGGCAGCGCCGAAAGCACCCUGGGAGCUGGAGGACGGCUGGUUGGUGAAGGCCUACGUGCUGCUGGCAUAGGUAUGCGGAACGGGACCCAGGCCAACGAUGACGUCUUUGCGCACAGCAAUGACUCGCAUGUGUCUUUACGUCGCGCACGGACGUCUGGCUCUAAUACCCCGACUGAUGACAGGAGGUCGGCAAGCGGCUCGAGUAGCGCGCGACUUGGUGAAGGUGCAGGUCCCUCCACAAGGUCACACCUAUCGUCAGAUCCGAGCAGAGCAUCAUCUUCACUUUUGGUUGAACGAGAUUCGAGAGGGGGGCGCACAGCUUCCUCAAGGCCAGCGACCUCGAUGGCAGAGUUCUAUCAUGGGGAGGAUGGAAGUGCUGGACGGGGCACAGCAUUUUUGCUCCGCUCUAGACGGCAAUACUCGGGCAUCGAGCGACAACCUUCGGGAGCAUCGCCUGGUGUCCGUCCGCUUCCUCAACAAGCCCCAGCAGCACCAACACCACCAGACAGAUCACGUAGUGGGACACUCACUCGACGUCAUACUACAAUGACACCCUCUUGGGAAUGGACUGCGGAGCAUACUAAACUCAUGCUUGAGUCUUUGACGAUGUUCGAGAACAAUUUGUCCCGUCUGCCAAAUCAGUCUGCGUCUGUGUCAGAUCUGUUCCGCAGCGCAGAGACCAUCGUUCUUGCUUCCGAGAAGUUGAAUGCGUUGUUGAGAACGGGUACAAAUCGAGCGCUGGAACAGCAGAUUGACGCCGAAAUGGAUGAUGAGAGAUCGGGCGAGAUACCCACGGGUGAAAUUUGGAGGAGGGUGGGAGGGGAGUAUCGCGAGAGCCUGCGUGUGAGCGACGAAGGGUUUUUGCUUGGAGUCGGCAAAAUUGUGAAGGAGGCAUCCGCUGGUGCUUUGAACGAUCCCGGACCACAGCACUCGAGAAGCGGCCUUGGUGAUGACGUUUCCCGCCGAACACCCGAAAUAGAUAGGAGCAGUAAUAGAAGUCGACAGGAUGGAAGGAGGAGUGCGGAGUCAAGACGGAGUUGGGAGCCUUCUGCCCCCACUGCUGACUUGUCUAGAAGGCUAACUGGCCACGGUGAAGGAGUUGCCGCACGUCCGCCUUCGUCAAGAGACCGUGAUCCAGAUCAGGAUCAGCCCUCCUCAUCACGCAAUUCCCUUACUCUCCCUCCGCUGCCGCUGUCUGCCACGCGUAGGCUUUUCACAACAACCGCGAGAACAACGUCGACGAGCAGUUUGCUGGACAAAAGCAACCAUCGCAAACCAUCUGCCACAUCCACCGCUACUAUCCGAGGGCUUCCCCUGCCGUUCGCCAAUACGACAACCGCUGUAACUACUCAUACGGUAUCCAACUCCCCUGAAAACUCAACUUUCCCUCUAUCCCGCGUCGACUCCAAAGACUCUGUUCGUUCAUCUGUAACCUUCUCGCGUCCUUCUGAAGUAUCACUAUCUGCGCUACAACAACAGCACAUACGAGACGAGGCACGAAGGAAGGCCAUUACGUCCUCUUCUAACACUGAAGAAGACACAGACGUUCCUCCGGCGCCUUCGCCUGCUCAAGUCCGUUCUCCACUUUCCGGUUCAGAGACGGAGCGAGAUACUCGCCGGCGGACGCUUGGUGUACGAGCAGCUCGUAUGUCAUUGGACAGCAUUCGUGACGAAAGGGAAGGUGACAAUGGGGGUCCUCAGUCACGCACCGUCACUAUACCUUCGCAAAGGCGGGAGAGGCGACGGACUGUGACUGAGGUGUUUGCAUAGCGAUCGUAGGGUCGCUGUAUGUGUUUCCCUGCCUCUUUCCAAAAAUUCUGAGUUGUAAUUUGCCUUUUUCUUUUCUUUUCCGCCAUUUGUGCAUUAUAUCCCCGGCAUUCAUAUCGACUACAUGGACUCUUUAGGCGAACAUUGCCCGAUUCCUCCUCUCAUUAACUUCAUUCUUGGUCCCAUAUCUUUGCCCUGGCCGGCUUUCCGAUUGAUUUUUUUAUCUGCUAUCUCCUCUUCUCGCUGUUUGUUUAUCUUGUCUUGUUAUACAAUGUGUCUUACAACCGCACGUAAGUUUUUUAUGCCCUUGGCUACGAGUAUACCAUGCACGAAUAUGAUAGGUCCUCCGUCGAAACACUACUGGUAUUAUCGUAGAGCUCCCUAAUUUUAUCCUGAUUGGCAAAA
Suillus subalutaceus is the source of this 3083-nucleotide messenger RNA. RefSeq lists its product as uncharacterized. Bases 306 to 2681 code for a protein of 791 amino acids. The transcript has 9 exons. The record is from RefSeq and is a predicted model, not a curated record. Lineage: Eukaryota; Fungi; Basidiomycota; Agaricomycetes; Boletales; Suillaceae.